Molecule: messenger RNA, 2213 nt
Organism: Lethenteron reissneri (Far Eastern brook lamprey)
Lineage: Eukaryota; Metazoa; Chordata; Hyperoartia; Petromyzontiformes; Petromyzontidae
Product: aurora kinase C-like
Biological process (GO): protein phosphorylation
Molecular function (GO): ATP binding; protein kinase activity
Source: RefSeq, a predicted model, not a curated record
AUUUGCGCGGCCGUUGGCGGCGAACCCCGGGAAGCUCGCGGCCGCCUUCGUGUCGCCUCUUCGUGCCGCUCGCAACACCGACGACGACGCUAUUGUUGUUGUUGUUGUCGUCAGUCGUCUGCGCCGCUACUUGUCGUGUGCCUGUUGUUGUGGGUUUGUUGCCGUGUGCGUCUCCUCGCCCGCCCGCCCGCCCGCCCGCCGCGGUUGUGAAUAUUCGCGCUCGACGGGGGUGGUGGCAAGUCGUCUGGGUCGGCACCGCGUCCACUCCCUGGGCCUCACUCCCUGGGCCUCACUCCUCCUGCUGCUGCUGCUGCCACGGCAUCUCGACCUCGAGAAUGAACUCAAAGGAAAACAGCGAUCCACACACUGCGAACCUGGUGGGGGCUGGCGGGUCCGGGGAUGCUAAGCGCCUCCUGAAUAAGAUGACGAGUGGCGCUCGACCUGCGAAUCCCACGGGCCAUAACAACCUGCCCCAGCGCAUCCCUGUGGGGCCCAAGUCGCUCAGCCAACAGCAGCAGGCACAGCAGCAGCAGCCACAGCCGCCAGCGCCCUCAUCUGCACAGCCUGAGGCGGAAGCGUCUUCGUCACAGGCGUGUGCCAACCCCAACGACGUGGCCAAGACAAAGAAGCAGUGGUCGCUGGACAACUUUGACAUUGGGCGGCCGCUGGGCAAGGGCAAGUUUGGCAACGUGUACCUGGCGCGGGAGAAGAGCACCAAGUUCAUCCUGGCGCUCAAGGUGCUCUUCAAGUCUCAGCUGGAGAAGUCUGGUGUGGAGCACCAGCUGCGGCGCGAGAUUGAGAUCCAGUCGCACCUGCGGCACCCGAACAUCCUGCGCCUCUAUGGCUACUUCCACGACCGCACGCGCGUCUACCUCAUCCUGGAGUACGCUCCGCGCGGGGAGCUCUACAAGCCGCUGCAGAAGCAGGGGAAGUUUGACGAGGAACGCAGCGCCUCGUACGUCGCGGACAUGGCGGACGCACUUAUGUACUGCCACUCGAAGAAGGUGAUCCACCGCGACAUUAAGCCCGAGAACUUGCUGCUGGGCCUCAAGGGAGAGCUCAAGAUCGCCGACUUUGGGUGGUCGGUGCACGCGCCCUCCUCCAGGCGCGCGACUCUGUGCGGCACGCUGGACUACCUGCCACCCGAGAUGAUCGAGGGGCGCAUGCACGAUGAGAAGGUGGACUUGUGGAGCCUGGGCGUGCUCUGCUACGAGUUUCUUGUGGGGCGCCCGCCCUUUGAGUCGGAGUCCCACAGUGAGACUUACCGCCGCAUCUCCAAGGUGGACCUACGCUUCCCAUCGCACUUGAGCGAUGGAGCCAAGGACCUGAUUACAAGUCUGCUGAAACACAGCCCCCACAGCCGCCUGCCGCUCGCUAGAGUCUUGCAGCACCCCUGGGUAAAGGCCAAUGCCAAACGCGUUGUGCCGCCCGCCUACACCGCCACCAGCAGCGCCGCCUCCACCAGCAGCGCCGCCUCCACCAGCAGCGCCGCCAGUACAGCCAACUGAGGCGAGGGCUACCUUCCUCCACCAUCCGCGUGGGUGUCAGUUCUUGUACCGGUGCACAUUGUCUGGAGUUAAUCAAGUGGAGAGAAGCUUUUUGGUGGGAGUGGAGCGGGCGAGGUCUGCCCUGGGGGUGCGAUGGAGGCAUGCGGAGCUAUCCGCCUGACUGGAUCGAGAACCUGCUGCUAGCGUGUCGAUUCCUCCGUUACUGUCGAUGCAAGUUGAUAUCUUCACGUGACACCCUCGGCGAAGAGAGGUCCUACACUCACCGCAGUGUUUGAGAGUUAAGAGGUUAUGAAUGAUGAAUCAUUACAGGCCUCGUGGUAAUCCCGUUCCGAUAAUAUUUGUUGGUCUAGUGCAGCAUGUUAAUCUUUUAAAACUUUGUUAUGUUUAUCGCUGUGGGAAUGAUUGCAGAGAUAACUGGGGGAUGGGUGUACAUUUAUUUUAAUAUACAAAACUUGCAGGUGGGGUGUUUGAGUGCAUGAACUGUGCGUAGACAUCGCUAGUCUCUUUAAUGAGCUGGUCACGAUUGGUUCCGAGGUUUGCCUGCCUCACCCAAACGACCCGGCCUGCACUGCUGUGAGCAUUGCUCCGCGUCGGACGGUUGUGCUCCCGGGAGAUCUGUGGGUCGCUGUAAAUAGUGCACUGGCGCGAGUGUGGGAAUGUUUCACGGUCCAUUUUUCGCCUAAUAAAUAAAGACCAAUAAAGUGU